Molecule: messenger RNA, 5091 nt
Organism: Oryzias latipes (Japanese medaka)
Lineage: Eukaryota; Metazoa; Chordata; Actinopteri; Beloniformes; Adrianichthyidae
Gene: dpy19l3
Product: dpy-19 like C-mannosyltransferase 3
Cellular component (GO): nuclear inner membrane
Molecular function (GO): mannosyltransferase activity
Source: RefSeq, a predicted model, not a curated record
AGUAUGGGAAGGAGUAACUUCUUUGUUGACAGUACCCAGGCAGCCUGUGUGGGAGGCAGAUUUUAACAUUUGGUGUUCCUCACCCCCUCAUUUUUUAAGGGGAAAAAACCUCUUAAGUAUCUUGGAAUCAACGUUUCCCUUUAGGGCAUCGGUCCAGCCGGCUCAGGACGACUUCCUGAGUUUAUCGGCCGUACGCUCUCGUCCACGUUAGCUCCGGCGCCUCACAGGGUUCGGUUACAGUCGCAGUUUCAGAGCCACAAACUCUGACGAAUGCUUCCCAUGUUUUCCGACUGAUGUUCCAGCGUGUUCCCUUCAAAGCUCCCCACCCCCAUCCCAUCGUUUUCUUUUUUUCCUGUUCCUGCGUGCAUGCAAGCUUUUAUAGACAACAGGUCACUUCUUUUUUUUUUUCCCGUCCCUCCUCCUGCUGCUCCAGUUAUCCACAGUCUGCUCUGGUGUUCAUAGACCUACUGAGGCUCAGCUUUUUUAUCCGUCUUCCUCCUCACGCUGAACAGAUGAGCUGCUUUUUCGGGAGGCUUCCAUGCUUUUUGUGGAAAUGCGAAGACUUUCGGUGUCUGUGAUGGAUUCUUCAAACACAGAGUCACUAAGGAUUGUUCAGAGCUUUAUCCAGAGGACAGAAUCACAGACAGAAAUGCUGGAAGUGGCCUCUGAACAGAGAACAUGGGAACAUGUUCACUGCGCCUGUUGACUUUGACUUGAUUAUAAACUUUGGAGUAAGCAUCUUCUCAUCCUUUUUGGUAAAAGGCCAAGGAUUACUUUUCUUUUGGCAAACUCCAAGGUGGAUUGGAAUCAACACUUGCUGCUCAUUACCUCCAAGAUAGCUUCUGCACAUUCUCUUUGGCAAGAAACUUGGUCCAAUUAUAAAGCUUUUUUUUAGUUUGUUUGGCGAGACUUCAAGCAGAGAAAAACAUGCAGCUUUAGAGAAGUUAUGGAUUAAAAUCUGUCUUAACUGCCUGGAUUUAUCUCCUUAAACCUUCAAAGGCUUUGUAGAUGGUGUGAGUUUUCUCUGGCAAUGGAGUGUCGUAAGAGAAAAAGACCGAGCGAGUCUUAUGGUCACUCAGACAAAGUCGGUGACAGAAGAUCACCUGCUGGGACGGCGUUCGGGUCAAAAGGGUCCAGCCGAGUGCAAGAGGGAGUCUGCCUGCCGGGAACAUCCGCCACCUUUUCCGGUUCAGGGACUCUGGUCUGGUGGCCUUGGGAACCUUGUGUUACCACGACAACGGGACUGUUAAUGGCAGUUGUGCUGGCGGUGGCACAGGCCUGGUGCGUCAAUGCCAUUCAUGAGAAUCUGCUGUGGUUCUCUCAGCUUAUGGAAGUGGAGCGUGAAAUCUCCUUUCGGACAGAAUGUGGGCUGUACUAUUCCUACUACAAGCAAAUGUUACAGGCGCCUUCCAUCCAGGAGGGUCUGUUAGAAAUGAUCCACGACAACCUGACAGAAUCCAGGAGGACCAUCAAUCUCCUACAGCGGAUGAACAUCUACCAAGAGGUGUUCCUCAGCGUUCUCUACAGAUUGUUGCCCAUAAAGACGUACCUGGAGCCGGUGUACUUCUACAUCUACACCGUCUUCUCGCUCCAGGCUGUGUAUGUGAUAGCCCUGUACCUCACAGCAUGGCUGCUGUCUGGUUCCUGGCUCGCCGGGGCGCUCGCCGGACUUUGGUACAUUCUCAACAGGGUGGAUACCACGCGGGUGGAGUUCACCAUCUCCCUCCGCGAGAACUGGUCUUUGCCCUUUUUAGCUCUGCAGGUCGCUACAAUCACCUGUUACCUCCGACCUCAGCUCACCUCCUUCCAGCAGAAGGUGAUGGUGUGGCUGAUGUACGUGACCACCUUCUGCUUCUGUCUGACCUGGCAGUUUAACCAGUUCAUCCUGCUCGUCCAGGCUCUCAUCAUCUACACUCUGGACUGUGUGGACCUCCUGACCACCACUCAGGUCACCACCCUGUACCUGGUUCAGGUGAGCGGCCUGCUGAGCGUCUGGCUCCUCCAGUUCUUUAACUCCAUGAUUCUGGGGUCCCUGGUCCUGAGCUUCAUCGUGGCUGCGCUCUUCGUCAGACAUUGCCAGACUGAUCUGAAGGUAGGAGGCCUUCUGGUUCGUCUGAGCAAAAUUCUCCUCCACAGUGUUUUGGUUUUCCUUCUGACCUUCACCAUCAACUACCUGACAAAGAAAGCGCUGCAGGUCAGAUCAGACGAACACAUUUUUAAAUUCAUCAAGUCAAAGUUUGCCUUGAGGCCUACAAGGGAUUUCGAUGCCAGUCUUUAUCUGUGCGAGGAGGCUUUUGGCCUGCUCCCCCUGGACACUCUGGAGCGCCUGGCUGACACCCUGCUGCUGUACCCCUACGUCCCCACACUGCUGCUGCUCAGUGGCACGCUGGCAGUGGCAGCUUUCAGGAACCUCAGCUGCUCUGAGGGGGGGUCUGCAGAGGAGAAGAAAGGAGCGGCAGAGGCUUUCCGUUCAGAUGUGGCCUACAAUCUGCUGCACACGCUCCUCUAUGGCCUGGUGGCUUUCAGCACCAUGAGAAUGAAGUACAUAUGGACGGGCCACAUGUGUGCGGUUGCAGCUCACGGCGUGUGCAGCGCUGAGCUGUGGACUUUGCUCCUGCGCACCCUCCGAUGCAACUCCAGAACCUUGUUGAGGAUUGUCCGGUGUGCUGUCCCCCUGCUGAUCGUUGGCUUCCUAUAUUUCAAGUUCUGGCCCAAACUGAUGAACGAGCUGUCGGAGCUCCGGGAGUUCUACGAUCCAGACACGGUGGAGCUCAUGACCUGGAUCAGCACAAAGACCCCCAAGCAGGCGGUGUUUGCAGGCAGCAUGCAGCUUCUGGCCGGCAUCAAGCUGUGCACAGGCAGGGUUCUCACCAACCACCCACAUUAUGAAGACAAGGACCUCCGGGACCGAACCAGACAGGUAUACCAGGUGUACGCUCGUCGGUCUCCAGAGGAAGUGUACGGGAUCCUGAGGGCGGCGGGGGCCGACUACGUGGUGCUGGAGAACAGCAUCUGCUACGAGCGGAGGCACAGGCGAGGCUGCAGACUGCGGGACCUGCUCGACCUGGCCAACGGACAUAUCAUGGAUGGACCAGGAGAGAACGACCCAGACCUCACGCCCGCCGAGCACCCCCGUUUUUGCGAGGCCAUCCAGACAGACGGCGCCGCUUACACCGCGCUCUUCAGCAGAACCUUCCAGAACAAAACCUUCCACGUGUACCGGCUCAAGAAGAAGCGCCGGAAAACUCCCAGGAGCCCAGCAGAGCCGGCCGCGACGCCGUAGCUGGGGAGGGCGGCCCGACAAACUCACCCCAGCUUUCAUCCCAACCAUUUUGAUGUGACCGGCAGCUCUGUGAACUCUGCUGUGUGGGGGGCUGAACCUUCAGGUGUGUGUUUCUGUGUGUGUGUGUGUGGGGGGGGGGGGGGGGGUAUCUUUUCAUCAGUGUCGAAAGAAAACAGAUCUUUAUGGUUUUAAGGGUAAAAGUGGCUGAAGCUCCGACUUACUUUACGCCAUAGUGGAGUGUAGAUGUUAUGGAUUACUUUGAAUUGAAAGUUUUUGAGGUAAUAGAUUACAUCCAUACGUAGAAGAUGUUUAGUUGAUGUUAAAAUGCAGACAGAAGCAGGUAGAACCUUCCCGUUCCACCUUAACCCAUAAGAACCACCGCUGACAUCAGUGGAACAGAAAAAUGGUCUAGAAGUCUCUGCAGUCCGAUUCUGUGUCAUGGAAACACAAAAUAUGUGUCUGACUUCUCAGCAGGUGAACUCCUGCUGGUCAAACGUCUCACGAGGUUUCCAUGUAGAGGAACUGUAGAGGAGCCGAGCUGUGGUGGAUCCUUUAACUCCCUGUAACUUUGUGUUCCUCCCUGCUGAGCAGCUCCUUCUAGAAUCAUGACAUUAGGCGCUUGAACUCUGGGAGGUCAGAGGCCCUCGCAGAAGGACUACUUCUCCCAGAAACCAUCACAAGUUUGACUCCAGAAUGGAGUUAGUGGAACGUUUAGUUUUUAUACGGCCACCCAAAUUGGUACGUGUCAAAAAUUCCAUCAUAUUAUUGACAUGUCGAGGCUUUGUGGAGAACAUGUGGAAUAUGUACUGGAAAACAUGUGGAGGAGAUGUAGAGGGCGUGAGGAUGGUGCCAUUAUGACUUAAAAUCUGACGACAACAAAAAAGUCAUCUAGUCUGAUUCCAGCCAAUUUACAGACCCGAGUCUUUAAAAAUCAAGUUUUACCCUAAUCAGUGUUCCCAUGGCAACCUUCAAAACAUGGCAGAUUAAAGGACCCGGUCAGUGUGACCAGCACCAGUCCAUUAUCUGCCCCCUCCACUGCUCUGGGGCUCAGGUUGUGGGGGGAACAGUCUCAGCAAGGAUUCCCCGAUGCUUUAUUGUCCAUUACAGUGAUUGGCGCCGCUGCUGUAGAAACAAACCGCGAUUUAGUGCUCAUAUUAUGAAGUCGUUUUCAAGAAAAAUGCCCCCAAACCACAAACUUUUGGGGGUUUGCGGCUUCAGUAGGUAAUCACUUUCAGAUUUCAAACAGCUGACGGGUCACGGCGUCUAUGCUGAGGUCAACGUGCGACAUCCUCCCCUCAGCGCUGCAGCUCUCUGUUCUGAUUGGAUUUAACUUCAGAUCAAAAGCAGCUCUGCAGUGACUCAGGGGUCAGAACGGCUCUCUGUGAACUCUGUGUUUUAUCUUCAUCGCCUGCAUGCCGCUCAGCGUCGACUCCUCCAUCAGCACCACCUUUGCUCUCUCCUCACAACAACCCUCAUGAAUAAUGGAAGCAGCUGGAAAAUAGUAGCGAGCUGAUUCUAUGCUGAAAUUCGGUGGAGAGGGGCAGCGCUUGCAUGUCAAACCCAGACUUUCUGUAAGAAAACCAGACGAUGAGAGCAGAGCAGAGAGGUAACAGCUGAUGAAAACUAUUAACUUUAUAUGAGAACUGAGACUCUGUCUCAAACAGGAAGCACCUUCGGGUUCCAAUAGACCAAAAUCCUGUAGAGAUCUAUAGAGAAAGAAACAGCUGAUACUCAGUCAUUCUAUUGGUCAGAAGAACUAUUCUUGAUCUGAUACCUUUAUUAACAAGUUCCAGAUGAUACUUUUUUUU